AUGUCUGGUCGUGGCAAAGGAGGCAAAGUAAAGGGAAAGUCUAAGACUCGUUCCAGCCGUGCUGGACUCCAGUUCCCGGUGGGACGUAUCCAUCGUGUGUUGCGUAAGGGAAAUUAUGCAGAACGUGUUGGUGCCGGUGCUCCAGUCUACCUCGCCGCUGUCAUGGAAUACUUGGCUGCUGAAGUCUUGGAGUUGGCUGGUAAUGCUGCUCGUGAUAACAAAAAGAGUAGAAUCAUCCCACGUCAUCUUCAGCUGGCCAUCCGUAACGACGAGGAAUUAAACAAACUUCUCUCUGGAGUCACCAUUGCUCAAGGAGAAGUCCUGCGUGCGUUUGUGAAUGUCAUUAUAGAUUUCAUCUAUGUUAAGUCUGGAUUUGAUGCUGUCAUUCCGCUCAUAAAGUUGAGCAUUGCUAAUCAUUCUUAG
This is a messenger RNA of Cotesia congregata, 423 nucleotides long. NCBI's taxonomy places the organism in Eukaryota, Metazoa, Arthropoda, Insecta, Hymenoptera, Braconidae. The record is from the annotation of a GenBank genome assembly.